Messenger RNA from Spodoptera exigua (beet armyworm), 2200 nucleotides. NCBI's taxonomy places the organism in Eukaryota, Metazoa, Arthropoda, Insecta, Lepidoptera, Noctuidae. The record is from the annotation of a GenBank genome assembly.
CUCUAGUAGCGACAUUUUUAAUCUGACGUUUGACUGAUUUUCUCUGCUGAAUUCGCUACCGGCAGAGAAAUUUUCUUCUGCUGUAGAAGAAUUUCUUAGUCCUACAAUAUCUGUAUGUUUCCAUAAACAUGGAAAACGAUAUAUUGGAUUCAUUAAACGAUUUGGGGUAUGAAGGCCCUCUCACGGAAGAGGCAGCCUUCGCCAAAGCCCUGGAUGGUGGCCCGAAGUCGUUGGACUUCACAAAACUCGUUCACAUUUUGGCGGAAGAGAUUAAAAAGUUGUGCAAUUUGGAGGAGACGGUCAACAUGAUGAAUGAUCCCGAUGAAUCUAGUUCCUUCCUACUUGAGCUUAGUUCCUUUUUAAAGGAGCUCAAGUGUCCAUAUAAGAAAUUAGUUACAGGUCACAUGUCUUCCCGUCUGCAAACGAAAGAGGAUCGGCUUUUAUUGUUAGACUAUUUAAUAUCGGAGCUGAUGGCUGCCAGAAUGGUCAAUGUAGACGGUCCCAAAGAAAAGCAGGGGGCCGGCAUGGAAAUUGUUGUUCAAGAAUCACCGACUGCUAGAGACCUAAAGAACAUUCUGAUAGCAUUGAAGUUCAACAAACCACCUCCUAACAUUACAGCGGAAAUGUUAUUCUCCAAACUCGAAGCUAAACUCAAGGAUACCAUACAGAAAGAAGGUAACCAGUUGGUUGGGAAACCCCUAUACAACAAGGCUCUCUCGGAGAAAGAAUGGAAGCAACUCGAGAAUGCCUUCACCGAAAUGUUUGAGGAGUAUCGGCUGAGGAGGGAAACACUCAUUACUCGUUUAGAGUGCACCAUACAGAGUUUUGAGUGGUCGGACCGUCUCAAAACGAAGAGAGAUAUAAUUCAGUCAACGUACCGUCCCAAAAGGGAGACUUUGAAAGUCAAACCUGAUGUCAAGCUGGCCGACUUCCUAGCAGCUAGGACCUCACUGUUGCAAGUGGAAAAAACUUCGAGCGCAUCCGUACGGAAGAAUACUCAAACUGAUGUCAACAAAGUUAUUAUUGGUCGGGUACCAGAUAGAGGAGGCAGGCCCAAUGAACAACAGCCCCCACCACCAGAAAUGCCUUCCUGGCAACAGAGAAAUGCUGGAGGCGGCGGAGGUGGUAGAGGUGGUAGGGGUGGCGGCGGUGGAGGUGGCAACUACAACUCUAACUCAAACUUCAAUAACUCUAGUUCCAACUUUAGCAACUCUGGCCCGAGUGGAGGGGGAGGAGGACAGGGAGGUCAUGGAGGGCGCGGGGGACGAGGCGGCCGCGGAGGACGAGUGCAGGGCGGAUAUAGCCAGGGGGCUGGAGACCACGGCAGGUCUCAACAGAACAGAAACUACCAGACGUACGAGGUUCCUCCGGGUGGUUACAGCAACCAGAACCAGUACAGCCAUGCUCAGACGUAUGAACCAGACCAGAACUACAACCAACAUAACCAGGGCUACAGCGGUUAUGGCCAAGGUGGUUACGACAGCAUGGGCAGUUAUAACCAGGGGUAUCAAGGUGGCGGCGGCGGCGGUGGCUACAAGAAACCUUACCAAAACAAUCAAGGCUACCAACAUAACCAAGGGUACCAGGCCAACCAGGGCUACCAGUCCAACCAGGGCUAUCAAGGCAGAGGAGGGUAUCAGAAUGAACACGACGAUAGAGACCGCCGUGGUCGGGGAGGCUACAGAGGCGGGAGACGUUGAUCUACAUAGGAAAGUAGUGUCAGCGUAUUACUGUACUCAGCGCAAAGGGCGAAGAUAUGGGCAGAUUAGUCAUUUCAGAUAUCAAUCAAUAUGUCCUGGUUUCCUGAAGAUGUUUUUCUUUAUUGCCGUAUAAUUUAUAUUAUUAAUUAAUGUUAUCUCUCAUUCUUUCACUUCUUUAUUUGUAAUAACUAAAGGAUUUAUUUAGUGCUGAUUUUUCAAUAGUCUCAUAAAUGUUAUCUGACUGUCACUGUCUUAUACAAACAUUCUGACGCGACAGCAUCAUAAUUAUUUCCCAGAUUACUUUUAUCUAAUCAUUGAAAAAUUAGCCCUUUAUUAACAAAAUUCAAUUCGAUACUGUGUGUUGUUCGCUAUAGAAUACAUUUUAAAGUACUCGAAACCUUUAAGUAAUUAAUUGCAAUACUUAUAUUAAUUUAACAUUGACAAUGUUAUUAAUAAGCUUAUAUUUUAUUUUAUUAUUUAUUAUUGUAAUGCAAGUCUCG